Trypanosoma rangeli is the source of this 1671-nucleotide messenger RNA. RefSeq names its product putative dual specificity protein phosphatase. The transcript has a single exon. Lineage: Eukaryota; Euglenozoa; Kinetoplastea; Trypanosomatida; Trypanosomatidae. Gene Ontology annotation, biological process: protein dephosphorylation. The record is from RefSeq and is a predicted model, not a curated record. Gene Ontology annotation, molecular function: protein tyrosine/serine/threonine phosphatase activity. The coding region runs from base 1 to 1671 and encodes 556 amino acids.
AUGCAGGAGUUAAUCGCCGUUCGCGUGAAGGAUGGCAUUUUUGUCGGCAAUGUGAUCGCCUCGCAGGACCGCGACUUCAUCGAGAUGAACAAAAUCACACACAUCAUUAACUGCGCUGGUGGGGAGCUACCCGACCUUUUUGUGCACGACGGGGUGAAGUACCUCACCUUCCCGUGGAGGGACACCACAGGCUCCAUAUGCACCGCCGUGAUGUUUGAUAGCGCCGACGAGAAUAUUGAACGCACGGUGCACUUUAUAGAUGAGGCAAUUGAGUCCGGCUACUGUGUGUUGGUGCACAGCCAUUUUGGUGUGUCACGCAGCCCAGCGCUGAUAGCGGCGUACUUCAUCGUAAAAUAUGGCUGGAAGCUUGAUAAUGCCCUUGCCUUCCUUGAGAUGGCCCACAAAGAUAUGUGCAUCAGACCACAUUUCCUGCGGCAGCUGCGUAUGUUUGCCAAGCGUAAUUGCGUAGAUCACGACGUGUUUGACCCGGACGUCGACGACUCUCAGUUUGGAUUAGAUAAUGAUCAGUGGAUGCUGCGCAACACCUUGCUUAAUGGACUAACCUUUGAGAUGCAGGGACGUAAUAGCUUGUACAAGUUUUGUACAAGCAAAGUAGAAUUUGGAACUUCGAUGAAACCCAGUGACGCGGGCAUAAAAGCAAAGGGAAGAAAGGGCAAACGCAUUGUGUUCAUCGACACAAAGCAAGGAACGCACGUGGACUCAGAAGAUGGUGCACCUGUUGUGAAUGUACAGUCGUUGCAGCAGCUCGACUCAAGCAACCACUUUCUUGGGUUUCACGGUUCCGUGUCUUUGCGUAGCUGGCACAGCCGCAGCGGUAUCAUGAGCCGCAGCAUUUCUCCCUGCACCCGCCGUGUAGAGUCUGACCCACGCACCAAUCCACGCGGUCGACAGGAACUGACUGUUCGCUCGGAGUCAAAAAUGGGCCGCAGCGCCUCCGGGUUGGAUGGUCCUAGUUUGUCGUUGACGGCGCGUACGGCAACUGGGUGCUCCACGUUGGAGGGAGGCGCUCAUGCAGGGGCAGAGACUCGCCACAUUGCACUACCCAGUACGAUUCACCCUCCGGGACGAUCACCCUUCGCGACGCUUACCUCCAGUCACAAAUACCGUAAAGGCUCUCCACUUCCGGCGCCUACGCAUGAUGCUAAGCCGACUCGUCCUGCCCAACGCCCCUCAUCUGCGACGGUAGCCGAUAAUAAUUUUUCUAGGUUGCGAGUUGCGUCUAACCUGGGAGCCCCACGGGUGGCUCGCACCUCUUUGAUGCGUACCGGUAGUCCAACGUCACUUGGCGGAAGCGUCUCCUCUGUCGCCUCUGCACCUUCAGCUCGGGCGUCGAGCUACAAAAACAUUGCUCCGCAUCGAUCACAGCCUAGUCGUGGGGUCGUGUCUGCAUGGGAUGCCAAUAAGACGGGCGAGCCACCAUCCGUGGUGCAGCGAUCUUCGCUCCGAAACGGUCCACAAGGUUCCCGCCGCGGUUCUCCUGUAGGCCGGCCAAACUACGCAAGUGUGCGGGUCGCCUCUUCUAGUGGGGUUGCAUUAGAAUCGCACGCCAACCGUAACGUAAACGGAGGAAGUAACGCUACGAAAAUUGGAGGAAGUGUAAUCGUGAGGCGCCACUCACCGGUGGUGGCCUCGUCUGUCAGACGCCUUUAG